AUGGGCACGAGCACACCGACAACAACCUCAACCAGCACACCGACAACAACCUCAACCAGCACACCGACAACAACCUCAACCAGCACACCGACAACAACCUCAUCCAGCACACCGACAACAACCUCAUCCAGCACACCGACAACAACCUCAUCCAGCACACCGACAACAACCUCAACCAGCACACCGACAACAACCUCAACCAGCUCACCAAUAUCAACCUCAACCAACACACCAACAUCAACCGCCAGCUCACCAAUAUCAACCUCAACCAACACACCAACAUCAACCGCAUCCAGCACACCGACAACAACCCCAACCAGCACACCAACAACAACCUCAACCAACACACCAACAACAACCUCAACCAGCACAGCAACAUCAACCUCAACCAACACACCAACAACAACCACAACCAGCACACCAACAUCAACCUCAACCCGCACACCAACAACAACCUCAACCCGCACACCACCAACAACCUCAACCAGCACACCACCAACAACCUCAACCAGCACACCAACAACAACCUCAACCAGCACACCAACACCAACCUCAACCAGCACAGAAACAACAUCCUUAACCAGCACACUAACAACUACCUUUUCCACGACACCAACAACAUCUUCAAUGAGCACAGCAACAACAACCUCAACCAACACCCCAGCAGCAACCCAGACAUUGACUAGCACCACAACAACAACCUCAACUGUUAACCCAAGUGCAUCCUCGUCCUCAACCAGCACCCUAAAAACAUCAACAAUAUCAACAAAUAUGCCAACAAGAUCAUCAGUGAGCUCCCGAGGAAGAAUCCCAACUAACGCUCCAUUGACAGCAAACUCAAUUUCAACUAGAAUCCCAACAAUCCCAGCAAACGCCCCAGUAACAACCUCAAACCACACACCAACAUCAACCUCAACCAGCACACCGACAUCAACCUCAACCAGCACACCAUCAACAACAUCAACCAGCACACCAACAACAACCUCAACCAGCACACCAACAUCAACCUCAGCCAGCUCACCAACAACAACCUCAACCAGCACACCAACAUCAACCUCAACCAGCACACCAACAACAACCUCAUCCAGCACACCAACAUCAACCUCAACCAGCUCACCAACAACAACAUCAACCAGCACAACAACAUCAACCUCAACCCGCUCACCAACAACAACCUCAACCAGCACACCACCAACAACCUCAACCAGCACACCAACAACAACCUCAACCAGCACACCAACAUCAACCUCCACACCAUCAACAACCUCAUCCAUCACACCGACAUCAACCUCAACCAGCACACCGACAUCAACCUCAACCAGCACACCAACAACAACCACAACCAGCACACCAACAUCAACCUCAACCAGCACACCAUCAACAACCUCAACCAGCACACCAUCAACAACCUCAACCAGCACACCAACAAGAAGCGCAACCAGCACACCAACAAGAAGCGCAACCAGCAGACCAACAACAACUUCAACCAGCACACCAACAUCAACCUCAACCAGCACACCAACAUCAACCUCAACCAGCUCACCAACAUCAACCUCAACCAGCUCACCAACAACAACCUCAACCAGCACACCAACAUCAACCUCAACCAGCACACCGACAACAACCUCAACAUCAAGUCAAAUCACAAGCAUCACCUCAACAAACACCACAACCAUCAUCGCAACUAUGUCCUUAACCUCCACUCCAUCCUCCACCCUAACUCCUACCUUUAGUCCCACUGUGUCUACGUCAGUCAGCACAUCCGAUGAUAUCAACGAGUGUCAGACUAGGAACAACACGUGCUCUGAUUUUGCUAUUUGUAGGAACACUCCGGGGAAUUUCUCAUGUAGCUGCUUCGAGGGGAUUAUAGAUACCAAUCCGGCAAACCCAGGAACACAGUGCAGAGAUCCUAACACAUGUUUCAUAAAUCAGAUAGAUAUCUGUGCAUUGUCUAACUGCUCGAUAAUGACAGUCAGCGAAUGCAACAGCCGAAGAGGAUUCAGAAUUAAGGCAACAUUGAGAUCCAGACAAUUCAGCGUUGAGCUAAAUAACCCUGGCACUGUAGCCUACAAGAACCUAUCAGCCGAAAUUACAGAUACAGUUGUACAAACGGUACAAAGUCAACUAAAUGAUAAAAGUUUUAAUAUCAGCAUUGUUGGUUUUCAAAAUGGGAGCGUGAUUGUGAAUUUCCUGGCUUUCCUAAGCCUCACCUCAAACGUCACCACUUCCGACCUACAAAGUGUAAUUGGAGAUGCAAUCAGAUCAGUCGAUAACCAGAGCUCCGUCAAUGUAACAGGUAGGCAUUCUGGCACUCGUGGAAAUAAAGAACUUGCAUUUACAUAA
This is a messenger RNA of Rhincodon typus (whale shark), 2343 nucleotides long. RefSeq names its product cell wall protein DAN4-like. Lineage: Eukaryota; Metazoa; Chordata; Chondrichthyes; Orectolobiformes; Rhincodontidae. Gene Ontology annotation, molecular function: calcium ion binding. The transcript has 8 exons. Bases 1 to 2343 code for a protein of 780 amino acids. The record is from RefSeq and is a predicted model, not a curated record.